This is a messenger RNA of Corylus avellana, 1189 nucleotides long. The record is from RefSeq and is a predicted model, not a curated record. Lineage: Eukaryota; Viridiplantae; Streptophyta; Magnoliopsida; Fagales; Betulaceae.
AGCUUUUUCUUCCUCCACCACGUGAAAUGUCAUUUCUUUGUCUCCCUCUCUUUUUACGUUAACCAGGCCUCAUCCUUCAAAUAUCUCAAAACCCCUUUCAUCGCUAUUUCACUACCAUCUAACUCUAGCCAUUACCAUUCAUCUCCGAUAGACUCUUUGAACAACCAAGUACUCCAUGAGUUUCGCUUCUUCCGUGUAUACAAAGAUGGUCGUAUCGAAAAAUUCCAUUCCAUCCACAAAAUCCCUCCGUCCGAAGACCAAAUCACCGGGGUGAGAUCCAAAGAUGUCGUGAUUUCAUCUGACCCUGCUGUAUCCGCCCGAAUUUUCCUACCCAAGAUCCAUGACCGGACCCGGAAACUUCCUGUGUUGUUCUACAUCCAUGGUGGUGGCUUUUGCUUUCAGUCCGCCUUCUCUCCAGAGUUCCACAGGUUGGUCAGCUCAUUGGCCGCUAAAUCCAACGCCAUUGCCGUCUCGGUUGAGUACGGGCUGUUUCCGGAGCGGCCCAUACCCGCUUGCUACGAAGACUCAUGGGCGGGGCUUCAAUGGGUCGCAUCUCAUGCCAACAGAAACGGCCCGGAGCCAUGGUUGAACGAGUACGCUGAUUUUGACCGGGUCUUCGUUGGUGGGGACAGUGGAGGAGGGAACAUUUCUCAUACCUUGGCAGUUUGGGUUGGGACACUCGGGUUACCGGGCGUGAAGCUUGUUGGGGUGAUUCUGGUGCACCCGUUUUUUGGUGGUAUGGAGGAUGAUCACAUGUGGUUGUACAUGUGUCCAACAAAUGGUGGGCUGGAGGAUCCUAGGCCGAAACCGUCCACAGAGGAUCUGAGCAAGCUAGGGUGUGAGAGGGUACUCAUAUUUUUUGCACAAAACGACCACUUAAUAGAUGUGGGUAGAUGGUACUACGAGGAACUAAAGAAGAGUGAGUGGGCCGGAAAUGUUGAGGUUGUGGAGCAUGAAGGAGAGGCCCAUAUUUUCCACUUGAUGAAGCCAGAUUGUGAGAAGGCUAUUGAUUUAGUCAACAAGUUUGCUGCCUUUAUCAACAAAGAGUAAUUUGGGCAUGUCUAUUAUAUCUAUUUCUUGUUUUUGUGGGAGAAGGAAUUUGGUCUCUUCAUGAUUUAUGUCAUCUUUUUAGUGUGUACCAAUAUUAAAACUCUUUUAUGCUAUAUUGUUUAAUGAAUUUAUUUAUGUU